Nannochloropsis gaditana CCMP526 is the source of this 2635-nucleotide messenger RNA. RefSeq names its product protein kinase. The transcript has a single exon. Gene Ontology annotation, molecular function: ATP binding; protein serine/threonine kinase activity. The record is from RefSeq and is a predicted model, not a curated record. Gene Ontology annotation, biological process: protein phosphorylation. Bases 63 to 2507 code for a protein of 814 amino acids.
CAAUAGAACCAAUGACGAGUAACACGCUGUAAUAAACUUUGCUCCCAAUAAGUUUGUUCACGAUGACCUCUGAACAGCAGCUGCCUUCAUUCGUUCAUUCGCGAUAUAUUUUAGUGGACAACGACAGACUAAUAAGCCGCAGUGAGGAAAAUCACGGGGAAGCAAGUUCUCUUGAGUGCACGCAAGAUGAAUAUCAAAGCUUGGUUGGAAACUUGUCAACAUAUGUGAAAGAGUAUCUUAAAGCUCGUUUUAACCUCGUCCAGCAAUGGAUUCCACCUCCUUGUGACGAUGGCACGGCGGCCAGGUGUGACAUAUUGGUCUCGGCCGAGUGGCAGACGGCCGCAAAGCUUUUGAUCAUUUUGCAAAACAAUGUAGGCUCUCAGCUGGGAAUAUGGAGUCGUUCCACAUGCGUGAGCAAAGGUCUCAGGGCAGGUUCCAUGCUUUCAUUCUUGGAGAAGGCGUACGAAGCAGGGUACGCUGUCGUCAUCUGCAAUCCGAACCUCAAUUCAGUCACGGUGGACGGGGGGAAAGUGGCAAUUCCCGGUUCAUCGUUUCCUGAAGAACAUGCUUUAUAUGUCUAUGAGAACUAUGUGGCUUCUUCCAAAGCACAGCAUGUAUUCUUGUUUGGAUACGGUAACGGGGCGAUGCUGUGCAAAGAGAUGCUUCAACGCCAGCUUGUGAGGUGUCAGCAGCAAAGUGGAGAAGUAAAUCGUAUCGCCGGUAUUGCUACGGUAGAGGCCAGUCAAAUCUUACAAGAGGAUGAUUCGACGGACGUGAAAGCAUUUCUGGGUGCAUACGCAGUGGAUUGGGAGUCCUCGCUCCGACUACCGCCCGGCCAUGCCAUCCCGAAGACCCGAUUACGCUUAGGCGUGGCACAGGUGCUCUCUGUGGGCACUCCAGCAACACAUGGGGACGCCGUGGCAGCCAGCACAGUCUGGAGUGUUGUGGCAGCCUUGGACUCCGUUUUCCGUUUCUUCCAAUUUUGCCUGGAGGACGCCCUCCAGCAUCCUCAACCUCCCAAUCUACCCUCUCCCUCAACACCUGCAUCGAAGCCUACGAUUGUCCACAACUCUAGCGACUCUCCAAAAGGCCGUCUUUUCAUUCCCUUUAUUCCUCGCGUCAGCAAAUCUGGUAGGUCUAGCAAUACGUGCGGCAGUGUCCGCGUCUCGGUGCCUGUGAGCAACAGAGGCCACCUCUUCGCCGUAGCCGAAGCAGCUUAUUGUGGCGUUCCCGUACCCCAACCACCAAACGAUCGGUCCUCAGCUGGCCAGUUGGCGGAUUCUGUGGCACCCACCAGCCUCUCGUCUCCAACCCGUGCACGAGAGGAUGAUCAUCGUCUAGCAAGCAGCACUUUUCUCCGUCGGCUCCGGCGGAUGGUUUCCAGUGGCUUGAGUUUCAAUCGGACAUCCUCGUCCGAGCGCGGUGCCCCCUUGUCACCUGGGGGCAUGGAUUUAGAGAGGGCCUUGAGCAGCGACGGUGGUGAUUGUCGGACUUUUGCUCUGACAGAGAGGCUUGGGAUUGGAGACUUCGACCUGCUCAAGGUUGUGGGAAAGGGGGCUUUCGGAAAAGUCAUGCUGGUGAAGAAGAAGAGCCGAGAGCAUGGCGCGGGCAGAAUCUACGCCAUGAAAGUGUUAAACAAGGACACUAUAGUCAAAAAGGGACAAAUUGAGCACACAAUGUCAGAGCGAGCCAUUCUCUGUCAGAUUCGUCACCCGUUUAUUGUCCGUCUCCGAUAUGCCUUCCAGAACCAAACGAGUUUGUACCUGGUCACAGACUACUACACAGGGGGGUCACUUUUCUACCAUUUACGGAAAAAUGGAUCCUUUGCUGCAUCUCGCGCCAAAUUUUACGCUGCAGAGCUUUUGCUGGCACUCGAACACCUACACGAGCAGUUCAUUAUUUACAGGGACCUGAAGCUCGAGAACAUUUUGAUGGACUCAGAGGGCCAUAUAGCCUUGACUGAUUUCGGUCUCUCGAAACAAAAUGUCCGAAGUCAAGCCUGUGCAACGACAUUCUGCGGCACAGCUGAGUAUUUGGCUCCAGAAUUGCUGCGAGGGAAGCCUUACGGGGCACCGGUAGAUUGGUGGAGUUUUGGCAUUCUACUGUAUGAAAUGAUGGACGGUCGGACUCCAUUUUACAACAGCAACAGGAAAUAUAUGUUCCAUUGCAUCGUUCACGUAAGGCCAACAUUUCCGGCACACUUCUCAAAGGCGGCAAAGUCAUUGAUAUUUGGGCUUCUGGAGCCAAAUCCCGCCCGGCGCCCUGGGCCAGCUCGCAUCAAAUCACACGCCUUUUUCGCUGAUAUUGACUUUGAAAGGCUUUAUCAGAAGAAAAUUACACCCCCUUUUAACCCGCGCGUCAAAAAUGCAAUGGACACCAAAUUUGUGCCCAGCAACUACCAUAAGCUUCCGCCCAAGGAAUCUGUGACAGAGCCUACGGGCGCUGGGGUGUGCGCUGCGGCGGAUUUUAAAGCUUUUACUUACCACGGAGAAGGUCAUCUGGGCUAGAUUGAACCCUGAACAUUUAGUGUCUCUUGCAGUAUGGAAAUUUUCGCCAAAUUAAUUCAAAGAUCCAUAGAAGACGGUGCAUGUUGCGAAUUUGCCUUGCUUAGGAGGGCCUGCGGGUUGGUUGGCCG